Messenger RNA from Fulvia fulva, 393 nucleotides. RefSeq names its product 54S ribosomal protein L38, mitochondrial. Gene Ontology annotation, cellular component: mitochondrial large ribosomal subunit; ribosome. The transcript has 2 exons. The record is from RefSeq and is a predicted model, not a curated record. Gene Ontology annotation, molecular function: structural constituent of ribosome; large ribosomal subunit rRNA binding. The coding region runs from base 1 to 393 and encodes 130 amino acids. Lineage: Eukaryota; Fungi; Ascomycota; Dothideomycetes; Mycosphaerellales; Mycosphaerellaceae. Gene Ontology annotation, biological process: translation.
AUGAUUCAACUGAAGACCAUGGUCAAUGUAAUCGACAACUCCGGCGCCGCAAUCGCCGAAUGCGUCAAAGUCCUCCGCAGUAAACGCCACGCCCGCAUCGGCGACCGCAUAAUCGUCGUGGUCCAAAAACAACGCUCCUUCGACUCCUCCCAAGCCCAACUCUCCGCCGCCAACAAAGUCCGCCGCGGCGACAUCCGACACGCCGUCGUUGUCCGGACGAAGAAGAAGUACCAAAGACCCGAUGGGAGCGUGGUGAACUUUGACGACAAUGCGUGUGUGCUGAUCAACAAGGGCGGAGAGCCGAUUGGGACGAGACUGAAUGGAGUGGUGGGGAAGGAGUUGGGGAACUUCAAGUGGAGUAAGAUCUUGAGUUUGGCGCCGAUGCAUUUGUAG